Messenger RNA from Anopheles maculipalpis, 1551 nucleotides. RefSeq names its product xaa-Pro aminopeptidase 3. Bases 1 to 1551 code for a protein of 516 amino acids. Gene Ontology annotation, molecular function: manganese ion binding; metalloaminopeptidase activity. The transcript has 4 exons. Gene Ontology annotation, cellular component: mitochondrion. The record is from RefSeq and is a predicted model, not a curated record. NCBI's taxonomy places the organism in Eukaryota, Metazoa, Arthropoda, Insecta, Diptera, Culicidae.
AUGUUCGGUGUUCCCUAUCGUUCUCUGAUAAAUCAUACGAAGCGCUGCAGCUUGCUGGUGAAUAAAUUUUUUAGGUGGACAAAUGCCGAAACGGUGCACAUCGCAUCAUCACCCCAGUCCAGUGCUACCGUCCGGGCAUGCCAUAAUGUAACGUUCGGUCAGCCUGUACCUAGCACCCAUCCACAUUUAAUACGUCCGGGUGAAGUGUUGGCCGGAAUUCCGCUGAAAGAGGUCAAAGCUAGGCGGCACACGUUGCUGCAUGCAUUACGGGACCAUGCCGCGGUACAAACUGGUGCUGCCACGAAUCAUAUUGUGGUGAUACCUUCCGCUAGCAAGAAGUACAUGAGCAACAAGAUUCCGUACGUUUUUCGGCAGAAUACGGACUUCCUAUAUUUAAGCGGAUGCCAAGAACCGGACAGCGUGCUUGUGUUGGAAAUCGAUACAAACGGCAAUUGCAAAAACUCACUGUUUGUGCGCUCUAAGGACAAAACGGCAGAGAUGUGGGAUGGUCCUAGGACGGGCGUUCAGCUCGCUCCGGAUGUGUACGGUGUGGAGGAAGCGUACGAUAUCGGUAGUUUAAAGGACUAUUUGACAAAGUAUGGGUUUGCUAAUCCUAGCUCUAUAUAUUGGUACGAUGAGCAGUCGUCCGAUCUGUUCAAUGUAUCGAAGAUACUCAGGGAUGUGACCAAUCAUCAAACGAAAUCUCCAAUUGAAUUGAUUCAUAGCCUUCGGCUUAUAAAGUCUGAAAAUGAAUGUGAGCUAAUGAGAAAAACGUGCCAGGUGGCUUCCAAAGCCAUCAAUAGGACGAUCGUGAACAGUUACCCAGGCAUUAGUGAGCACGAGAUAUAUGCCAACGUUGACUACUACGCACGUAUCAAUGGAGCCAACUUUCUAGCGUAUCCGCCAGUGGUAGCAGGCGGUACUAACGCUACGAUUAUCCAUUACAUCAACAACAAUCAAAUUGUAAAGGGCGGUGAAUUGAUACUGAUGGACGCAGGAUGCGAAUAUCAUGGGUACACGAGUGACAUUACAAGGACGUGGCCGGUCGAUGGCAAAUUUAGCGAACCACAUCGAGUGCUUUACGAAAUUUUGCUACAAAUUCAGCUAGAACUUUUGGCCUGUUUACAGUUUCAGGGCGGUGAAUCGUUAGAUCAACUGUUCGAUACAAUGUGCGCAAAAAUAGGCAAAUAUUUGCAGGAAAUCAAGUUGAUACCUGGCUCGCUUUCUGCUCUGGAGCUUUCACGAGCUGCUUACAAAUUUUGCCCACAUCAUGUGUCCCAUUAUCUCGGCAUGGAUGUCCACGAUACCCCAUUGAUAUCUAGGAAUAUCAAACUGCGCCCCGGGAUGGUGUGCACGGUAGAGCCAGGCAUUUACAUACCACAAAACAAAUCAGACGUCCCGAGUGAGUUUCGUGGUGUAGGUUUGCGUAUUGAGGAUGAUGUGCUUAUUAAACCGGGAAAUGAAAUAGAAAUUCUUACCAAGGAAUGUGUGAAAGAUACUUCUGUAAUAGAGGACAUGAUGAGCAGUAAAGCAAGAGGUUCCUUGUCAUAA